Oncorhynchus mykiss (rainbow trout) is the source of this 1913-nucleotide messenger RNA. Its product is annotated as beta-1,3-galactosyl-O-glycosyl-glycoprotein beta-1,6-N-acetylglucosaminyltransferase 3-like. The record is from RefSeq and is a predicted model, not a curated record. Gene Ontology annotation, molecular function: acetylglucosaminyltransferase activity. Lineage: Eukaryota; Metazoa; Chordata; Actinopteri; Salmoniformes; Salmonidae. Gene Ontology annotation, cellular component: membrane.
UACAGAAAGGCCACGCCCACUAGUGUUUACAGAAAGGCCACACCCACUAGUGUUUGAAGAAAGGCCACACCCACUAGAGUGCUUACAGAAAGGCCACGCCCACUAGUGUUUACAGAAAGGCCACGCUCACUAGAGUGUUUACACCAUGCCCACAGACAACGCCCACUAGAGUUAAUGAUUACACCUCUUCCUUUUAAACAGAGGUGUGUGAGAGGUGUGUGUCAUUUAUUUGAGCUGUGAGGUGCUGGUGAGACACAUCUUUCUGUUGCCCAGCAGUGUGCAACUCCUCCUCCUCAGCUGUGGUGUUGGUAGAUACUAAUACCACAAAGGCAAUACCACAUACAGGGUUCUCCCAGGGAUCUUUUUUUAACAAAGAGGUGCUACUGAGUACAGCGGGAUGGAGGACAUUUCCUGCAAUCUAAAGCAAAGAAAUACUCCAUUUGGGUGUGGUAACAGGCCUUAAAUGAUUAUAAAUAAUGUUUUUUUUUAAAUGACAGUGGCGCAACCAGUCCACAAGGUGGCGUAGUGCAACUCUUACAUUCUUUGAGGAGAACCCGGACAUAGAGCGAUAAUACGGACUAGUCAUGGCUUCUGUUCGGUUGUCCAGGUCUCAGAGAUUCUUCAAGAACUUAUCUCUGGUCCUCCUGAGUGGAUCCGUCCCUCUGCUCCUGUGGGCCGCUCUCAGACGCCCGCCGGGCUCUGACAGGAGUCCUCUCCCCGUUCUGGACCUCCUGCCCCCGGACUACGCUGCCGACUUGCCGGCCUGCUCAGCCAUCAUCCAGGGAGACCUGGAGGGUCUGGAGAGGAAGCAGCUCAGCGUCCUGCUGAAGACCAUGAAGAAACAGCAGCUGCUGUCAGAGGCCUUCUACCACAACGUGACUCAGGACUGUCAGAGGUACGUCACAGAAAGAGAGUUCAUCACCGUUCCUCUCAGUCAGGAGGAGAAGGAGUUCCCCAUCGCCUACUCCAUGGUCAUCCACGACAAGAUUGAGAUGUUUGAGCGGCUCCUGCGUGCCCUGUACACUCCUCAGAACGUGUACUGCGUCCACAUCGACCAGAAGUCAUCGGAGGCCUUCAGGACGGCAGUGAGGGCUAUCGUGUCCUGUCUGACUAAUGUGUUUGUGGCCAGUAAGUUAGAGAGUGUGGUAUAUGCCUCCUGGUCCAGAGUGCAGGCCGAUCUGAACUGUAUGGAGGAUCUCCUGAAGUCACCUGUCCAGUGGAGGUACCUGAUCAACACCUGUGGAACAGACUUCCCCAUUAAGACCAACGCUGAGAUGGUUCAGGCCCUCAAGCUGCAGAACGGGAGGAACAGCAUGGAGUCAGAGACCACCGACGACUAUAAAAACAGCAGAUGGCAGUUUCACCACAAAAUCACCAGCAACAUGGUGGUCAAGACGAACGUUAGGAAGAGCCCUCCUCCAAUCAGCACCCCCAUGUUUUCUGGCAACGCCUACUUCCUGGUGUCCAGGGCCUUUGUCCGUCACGUGAUGAAGUCUCAGGAGGUCCGGGCGCUGUUGGAGUGGGAGAAGGACACCUAUAGUCCUGAUGAACACCUGUGGGCCACCCUGCAGCGCAUGCCCUCUGUGCCAGGCUCUAACCCUCCGCACAUCAAGUACCAUGAAUCAGACAUGAACGCCAUUGCGCGCAUUGUGAAGUGGCGUUCCCUGGAAGGAGAUGUGAGGAACGGAGCCCCAUAUCCACCCUGCUCGGGUGUCUACAGGAGGUCCAUUUGUGUCUACGGGGCUGGAGAUCUCAGGUGGCUCCUACAACAUCACCACCUCAUCGCUAACAAGUUUGACCCUGAGGUGGAUGAUGUGGCUAUCAGGUGUCUGGAGUCGUACCUGCGCUUCAAAGCCACAGACCGUGUUUCACGAAGGACAGUGGAAUCUGAGAGGAUCUUACAAAAACGAUGA